UGACCAGGCUGCAGCCCAAAGUGGGACACUCGGACUGAGCUGGUCCGAACAAACAGGCUCUGCGAAGAUCUGCAUUCUGAGAAUCCUGAGCGGGCCAUGAAGGCAGCACUGGUUCUGCUGGGCCUCGUCCUGCUGCUGGACGCCACCUUCGCCGCAGAGAAGUCCUGCGUGGGCCGCUGUGGCUCCUUCGACCCACGGAGCAAAUGUCAGUGUGACUCCAUGUGUGUGUACUAUGGAAGCUGCUGCGGAGACUUUGACACCGUCUGCCCCAAAAAAAUUCGUGGCGAUACGUUUGAAGCGCCGGAAGGAACCGAGGCGACCUUCACCACUCUCCCACCUACUGUCAGCACAGUUGUAGCUGCGCCCCCGCCCUCGAACGCCACGCAGCGCCCCACGGCAGCGGGAGGCGCCCACGCAGCCGGCGCAGCCGACGCAGCCGCCUGCAGCGGCCGGCCGUUCGAUGCAUUCCUGCAGCUGAAGAACGGCUCGAUCUUUGCAUUCAGAGGUGAAUAUGUUUUUGAGCUGGACGACACGUCCGUGCUUCCUGGUUACCCUAAACUCAUCCGGGACGUGUGGGGAAUCAACGGACCCAUUGAUGCUGCGUUCACUCGCAUUAACUGCCAGGGAAAAUCCUACAUCUUCAAGGGGACAAAGUACUGGCGGUUUGAGGGCGAUGUCCUGGAUGAGGACUACCCACGAGAGAUUUCAGCUGGAUUUGAAAACAUCCCCGAUAACAUUGACGCUGCGUUCGCCGUCCCGGCUGCAAAUCAUCAGGGCAGAGAGAGAGCGUAUUUCUUCAAAGGGAACCAGUAUUACCAGUACGAGUUCAAGCAACAGCCGACCCACGAGGAGUGUGUGACCAUGAGCCGGUCCUCCCCAUCGGUGCUGUUCACACAUUACACCGACCUGUUCUGCGACCAGACGCUGGAGGAGCUGUUCGCAGAGCUUUUUGGGAGCCCAGUGAGCAGUGACCCCACGGGGCCACGUUUGGUCAGUCGGGACUGGCACGGCAUCAGGGCCCCGGUGGACGCCGCCCUGGUGGGACGGGUCCACCUCACCCCCAAACCCACACCUCCUCCCGCUCCGUCCAGGAGCAAGUGGAGCAGGAAGAGGAAGCCGAGCAGGAAGCGUGGACACCGGCGAAGGCAGAGGCGCUUCGUGCUUCUUGAUGACAUCUGGGGCUAUGAUGACUGGUUUGACUACAGUGAGGAGAGCACCAUCCCUGAGAGCAACACGCAGGAACUUAAAAGCACCCCUGUUCAGAAUGUGUAUUUCUUUAAAAGAGACAAAUACUACAGAGCCGAUCUGCAAUCCAAGCGCGUGUCUUCUGUCAACCCUCCCUACCCACGAUCCAUUGCAAAGUACUGGCUGGGCUGCGAGCAGGAGGACACUCCUGAUACAUCAAGAGCAGAGAAGAAGUAGGCUGUAGAUGAGCAGAUGGAGCUGCACAUGACCAGGAAACAGGUCAAGUCUGUGUUUUAACCCAUCACUUCUGCCAAAAUAGUGAGCUGUUGUAAAACAAGCUGUGGUCCUGUAUUCUUUAAUAAACCUUACAUUUCAA
Molecule: messenger RNA, 1561 nt
Organism: Betta splendens (Siamese fighting fish)
Lineage: Eukaryota; Metazoa; Chordata; Actinopteri; Anabantiformes; Osphronemidae
Gene: vtnb
Product: vitronectin b
Exons: 8
Coding region: 97-1422 (441 amino acids)
Biological process (GO): immune response; cell adhesion mediated by integrin; cell-matrix adhesion
Molecular function (GO): scavenger receptor activity; polysaccharide binding; extracellular matrix binding
Source: RefSeq, a predicted model, not a curated record